This is a messenger RNA of Alternaria rosae, 1850 nucleotides long. RefSeq lists its product as uncharacterized. The transcript has a single exon. The coding region runs from base 131 to 1792 and encodes 553 amino acids. The record is from RefSeq and is a predicted model, not a curated record. NCBI's taxonomy places the organism in Eukaryota, Fungi, Ascomycota, Dothideomycetes, Pleosporales, Pleosporaceae.
AUCACCUCAGCGUGCGUAAUUGGAGUGUGUGUUCCAACGAUCUGCGGCUACUUACGACGGUCGAGGAGGGAGCAACACAUCUAUCUUCUUCCUUGCGCAUCAUUCCUUGGAGUCAUCACCGCUCAAGAGCAUGGACCGAACCGUGGAAUCCUUCAAGUCCUUCAUCCGGACAGUACCGCCAAAUCCAAGCACCUUGAGCGACGUCUCGCCAUUGACUCCAGGUAGUCAGACAUUAUACCCCCUGAUCAUACCAUCGCCGCCGAAGCAAAUGGACACUGAUGUUAACUUCACUCCAUGGAUGGCACCCACUGAAUGGAAUACCACCCCAUCUGCUCAGCCGGUUCCGGUCUCUGCGCCCCGCGAAUGCUCCCCACUAAUACCAGAACCUUCUCCCAGUGUCGGCAGCAUACGGACAGAGUCUUGGUCUUGGCCGGCUGAAACAAGCGAAUUCGAGCCUGCACCAUUGCGACCUGUAUAUGGAUGUUCGGACCCUGCAUCUAACCAACCAACACGCAAACUGUCGAGAUCUUCGUCACAUAGAAAGGGCCUAGACACUCUUAUUUCUCCUACCUUUUCAACACCGUGCGCAGAUGUCAUAUACCAAACAUCAAAUGAUUUGCGCAGAGCAAAGGCCUACGUAUCGUUGGGCAUAAUGUGGCCGAGAGAGAUGAAGACUGGAUGCGAAUACUGGUCUGCCACCCCAGAUGAAGACAGCACUACGCGAAUAUCUCCAGCAUUACGAGGGAAGAAACUACCACCAUUGUACCGUACGAGCCCAUUUUUGGACGACGAAUGCGAAGAUGAGGAGCUGAGCGAUAGGUUGCAACUUCUAAGCUUCUCGCAAGAUUAUCAUGGUGUGCUGGCGGACCAAUACUAUGAAUGCAGAGCUCUUCGGCCUCGAAGCAGCGUUCGGACUGUCACCUCAACGGGAUUGUCUUUGUGCGGCUGCAUACCAAUUCCAAGGUUCCGAUCGAGAACCCACAAGUCGAUGUCAGAGCAUCCGGCGGGAAGAAAAACUUCGAACCUGCGAAAGAAAAGUAAAAAGAGAAGCCUUUGGACACCACUCCAGCACAUCAGCCGAGGAGACCGACAACCGUCCCUUGAUGAAGGGAUACCUCCGCGCUUUACCAAAGGAUCUACGGCUUCCCAUCAGAAAUGCGUUUCCAGCGUUCCGUCCCAAGCUAAAGGCCAGGGAAUCAACAAGUCACGCGCUGGAUCUAUCAAACAUACAGAGACCGAAAAGCCUUCUCAUAUCUCGCAGGGAACAGCCUCUGAUUCUUCUUCCCAAGGAUACCGCAGCGUUCUGUUCCGACUCCCAAGAGGUUUUGCUCUGGUUCGACUGUCUUCUGCUACAACAUCGCAUUCCGAAACGACAAGUAGCUGCGAUGCUCUUCCAAGUGAGCAUGAACGACAAAAGUCGAGCGCAGUAUCUGACUACCCCUGGCGGAGGUCAUCCUGGUACAAUUCAUCUCUGCCGACAUCUCCGACCGCGCUCGAGUUUCCACCUCCGCUUCCAGUAUACGCGUCGCAAAUCCCGAGGUCUCAAUCGGGGGCUUCUUCACCAUAUCUGGCUAGCAAAACAUGGGUUGAAGAGACACAUGACGAAGGACUACCUGAUGAAGAGGGUAAUAGAAAUAGUAAUGGUCUGGUGAAAAGAGCACGAGAUGUGCGCGACACCUGGCGAAGGCAUCAGAGAGACACUAGGCAAGAUAAGCUUAAACGCAGUAUCAGAGUAGUUGGGCUUGUGGAUCCAACAUUAGCGGCUAGCUAUGAGAAGUCUUGGGGUAGAUGAGAUGGAGAUGAUAGUAAUGAUUAGGGUAUAAUAUCAAAGCACACAGUUGAGAAUUUAC